Molecule: messenger RNA, 1922 nt
Organism: Cryptotermes secundus
Lineage: Eukaryota; Metazoa; Arthropoda; Insecta; Blattodea; Kalotermitidae
Product: LYR motif-containing protein 2
Exons: 3
Coding region: 305-565 (86 amino acids)
Cellular component (GO): mitochondrion
Source: RefSeq, a predicted model, not a curated record
AGUUUAUUAUUAUUGUUCUGAUUAACACGAACAGAGGAAUGCAUUUGUAAUACCUUGCAAUAGCUCUCACGGCUUGGAGGGCUUUGACAAUCGUGUUCGCCAGUAACUUGUUAUCGAGAUAACGUCGGCGCAUUGUACAACAUUUUUUAUUGUGAUACAGCUUACAGCAUCCAUUCCAGAUUCAUUCUAUAAAGUCAGCUAGUUUGAUCAUGUAUGCAGCGAUUAAUAACGGUUAUUUCAUCCGGAAGUAUUUUUAAUGGAACUUGAUGACAAUGCUUAAUUUUAUGUAAUUAAACAUUAACCAAUGUCUGAAAAAAUGCCACAGGCAACCAUGACGUUAAAGCAGUUUAUGCUUCGUCAGCAAGUUCUGAAACUGUAUCGUAGUUUCUUACGGGCUAUACGUGAUGUUCCUGAUGAAGAAAGCAGAAAAGAAUUACUAGAGUGGGCACGUUCAGAUUUUAAAAACAAUAAGCAUCACACAGAUGAGUAUGCAAUAAAGAUGCUAAUUUCUCAUGGAGAACGUCAACUCAAACAGCUGCAGCAAAAUGUUGCCUUCAGUAGAUGAUGUAAAACAAGAUGUUUAAAUUCAUUUGUACAUAAAUGUACAUAGUUAUUCAUAAUGUUAAUUAAACUUGAUUGCAUACAAUAUAAAAUAGCAUAACACACUCCAUAGGGCAAAGUCAUUUGUGAGAAGCUGAGAAUCAUGCAGCUGGCCAAGAAAUUCCCUACUUUCUACAAAAACCCAGUGUUCAUUAUUGUGAACAAAUCAUCCAGUACUGGUUGAAUCCAUUCUACACCUUUGUACCCUAUUUUAUAUAUAUCCACUUUGCUAUUAUAGUCCCUUCAGGUUUCCAUGCAUUUCUCAUGGAUGCUAUAUCACAUUCAACUCAUCAUCCUUGUCUUGAUCACCCUAGUUAUAUGGUACAAACCAGUAUCAGUAUGCAUGCCAUAUCCAUAUAGCUCAGAUAUAAGAUAAUUUUUCCAGGAACUCAUUUUCAUGUAAUAAAUGCUUAUGGUCCUUGGAGGAUGAUGCACUAAUUCUGCCUGAAGUUCUUAUAAUUAUAUCAUAAUUCUAAUUUAAUGUUUCUCUUGAAGUUUGUAUGAUAAACUGAAGAACAUAUCCAGGAGGAAAUGAAACUGGGACUGUAGAAAGCAUUCAGGAAGUAAGAGAAAACCAUAGAUUUACAAGGAUUAAAUGUGGCUUCCACCAUAUUGUUUCUUAACAUUGAUACAAAUGAAAUAGAAUUAUAACGUGUGGUCAUGCAGUUUAAAACUAUUUAUUAUUAAUUUAUUUUAAUUCAGAUUAUUCGUUGUUCUAUUACAUUAUUUUUGCCUUAAGUUUUCAUGGGCCAUGUCCAAUGUAUAUCCUGGGCUUUUGGGUUUGGCUGCAUAUGUUGAAGCUGUUCACUCUUUCUGCAUACAAUACAAAAUAGUCACUACUUUUAAAGAAUGCUUAACGUUUUCAAUAUAGCAAUUGGCCAUAUUCUGUAUGAUGGUUUCAAUUCAUGACAGAGGCAAGGACUUCUCUCUUUGCUACCACAUCCAGCAGAUUGUGUGUGAUGUCCUCCUUAGGCUCUUCUCCAGCUAGUACCAGGAGAUCUUUCCCUAGGGUAAAAUGGUUGACAUAGAGCUGACCACAGACCUCUGUUUAGUUCCAAGGAUCCAUACAUCAUCAUGAUAUGCUCAGCUGAGCACAGAGAACUUCAUGUACACUUUUCAUUGUUUUGGAAGUACUAGCCAUACAGUAGGUCUCCUGUAGGUACAUGAAAUUUUUAAUGGAUAAUAGAUUAAUUAUUGUAAUACCAAGAUGUAUUAAUUGACAGUAAAAGUAAUGCACGAAGAGUCAGCAAUGACAAAGACUAAUAUGACAUGUCCCUUAUUGUGAGUAGUUACAACUACCCACUAUAUCAGCAGAGAUAUUA